This is a messenger RNA of Aspergillus aculeatus ATCC 16872, 846 nucleotides long. RefSeq lists its product as uncharacterized. Bases 13 to 540 code for a protein of 175 amino acids. The transcript has a single exon. The record is from RefSeq and is a predicted model, not a curated record. NCBI's taxonomy places the organism in Eukaryota, Fungi, Ascomycota, Eurotiomycetes, Eurotiales, Aspergillaceae.
CCUCUUCCCAUGAUGAUGAUGCUGAGCCUUUUGCCUGUCAACAAGGCGGGCGAACUCCCGCGAGUCCGAUAUUUCGCCGAGACGACGAUCUUCUCAGAACAGACAGCAGCCACCCGAAGAUGGUGCUGCUCUUUCUUGCUCCUCGUUGUGGAUCAUAUUGAGUCUUCACGCCGACUGCUGGGCUUGAGAACUUGGGGAAGACUUCCACAAUUCCUUGUUUCGAAUGCUGACCCUCCCGCACUCCGUCUGGGAGCUACCUAUUUGAUAGGACGAGACCCAGGUUCAUUUCUCACGACAUGGCUUGCACCCUAUCACCUUACCCCAGUGAAGGAUGGAUGCAUGAUGUAUGGUUGGGAAUGCGACCGUGUAGAAAGGGGCGACCACAACAGAGGGUUCUGGAUUCCUGCCAGAAGCCAUGCUGAGAGUGCUGACGCACAACAAUUUGGCGGAUUUGCCUCCCAGCGGGAGAGUUACAUCGACGGAACACGUCUGUUUACGUCUGUUUGUGAUCUGCAAGGUCGGGAAAGUGAAACAGUUUAACCAGCCUUCACAUCUGUCGGAAAAUCAUUUUCUGACCUCCGCCCCCCAUGGACAGCCAGUGUCAUGCCAUCGCCUCCACCGGUUGGUGUAUUGUACCCUGAACUGUCAUUGAACCGUUCGAUGGUCUGUCUGCCUGCAAAGACCCGAAGCGUUGUACCUAUCGUGAUCCUCAGAUGCCAUAUUGAGGGAUUUCAAUCCUGACCAGCUCGAUUACUAAGCCCCAACCCCUUCCGUCCCUAGUACCCUAGCCAUUCGUCCUUCCUAGGCUUUCUUGCUGCAGGACUACCUCAGGUAUCUACACAGUAC